Messenger RNA from Penicillium soppii, 951 nucleotides. RefSeq names its product SDR family oxidoreductase. Bases 1 to 951 code for a protein of 316 amino acids. Lineage: Eukaryota; Fungi; Ascomycota; Eurotiomycetes; Eurotiales; Aspergillaceae. The record is from RefSeq and is a predicted model, not a curated record. The transcript has 6 exons.
AUGACAAUCAACUGGUCAUGGUCAUCAACGGGCGUCGAAGUCGCGGAUGAGUAUGGUGAGAAUAUCUCAGGACGCACCUUUUUGAUCACUGGUCCAAGCGACGGUGGAAUUGGAGCAGAAACUGCACUUUGUCUAGCAUCUGGUCAACCGUCGACUAUUGUUCUUGCCGGCCGGGACCGCGCCAAGAUCCAACCUGUCAUCGACAGAAUCUCUCUCAUCAGCCCUAGAACCAAUGCGAUUUUUGUGGCUCUGGAUCUCAGCGACCAAGCUUCGGUACGAGAUGCUGCAACAGAAAUUAGCAAACAGGUUGACCAUAUCGAUGUUCUCAUCAAUAAUGCCGCAAUAAUGGCGUGCCCAUAUAGCACGACAAAAGAUAACUUAGAGGUACAGUUUGCUACAAACUUCCUCGGUCCGUUUCUUUUUACUGGCCUCUUAUUUCCUAAGCUCCGUGCUGCUGCAGCUGGGGCGCGAAUUGUGAACGUGAGCAGCUCCGCGCAUCGAUUUGAAGGUAUUCGAUUCGAUGAUAUUGAUUUCAAGAGUGGAAAACUUUAUGAUACCUGGAAAGCAUAUGGUCAAUCAAAAACUGCACUGAUCUUGAUGGCUAUUUACAUUGCGGAAAAGGUUCCCAACAAUGAGAUAUCUGCAUUCUCUGUGCACCCAGGAAGCAUUGCAUCUAACCUACAACGCCAUGUGGAUUCUGAGUCAAUAUCGGAUGCCAGAAUCAAGUCCCAGAACAUUGUUGACUAUGAGGCCACGAAGAGAAAGUCUCUCGAACAAGGCAGCGCUACUACUUUGAUCGCAGCUCUGGACCCUAGCCUAGAGAAAUAUUCAGGCUCCUAUCUUAGUGAUGGACAGUUGAAGCGGCAGGCGGAUCAUGCCUAUGGGGCAGAGAAUGCGGAGAAACUGUGGCAUUUGGGCGAACAUCUUCUGGGGCAAACGUUCGAACUAUGA